Molecule: messenger RNA, 720 nt
Organism: Dichotomopilus funicola
Lineage: Eukaryota; Fungi; Ascomycota; Sordariomycetes; Sordariales; Chaetomiaceae
Product: S-adenosyl-L-methionine-dependent methyltransferase
Exons: 2
Coding region: 1-720 (239 amino acids)
Molecular function (GO): O-methyltransferase activity
Source: RefSeq, a predicted model, not a curated record
AUGUCCAUCCAAGCCCCAACCCACAUCAAAACCCUCCUCACCCGCCUGCACGCCGCCUCCGCAGCGCAAGAAUCCUCCCUCUCCCAAUCCCUCUUCUACCUCAAGCGCAACCUCCUCCACUUCCUCUUCGGCACGACCUGGUCCGCAGCCAGCGAUGACCACAUGCGUGACAAGUUCGUCGCCCUCGAGCCUGAGAAAUGUGAAUUAGUCUACCUCCUGGCGAGGGCGGCGGGUGCGACAACGAUCGUGGAGGCGGGGACGAGUUUUGGGGUGUCGACUGUUUAUUUGGCGCUGGCUGUUGGGCAGAAUGCGAAGCUGCGUGGGGAGGAUGGGGUUAAAGGAAAGGUGAUUGCGACGGAGAAGGAACCGAGUAAGGCUGCACGGGCGAGGGAGCAUUGGAAGGAGGCGGGGAGGGAGGUGGAGGAGGUGAUUGAGUUGAGGGAGGGGGAUUUGUUGGAAACGUUGGCUAGGGAGGAUAUGCCGGAGGUUGUUGAUUUUUUGCUGUUGGAUAUAUGGACCCCGAUGGCGCUGCCGACACUGAAACUCAUUCAACCGCGGCUGAGGCCCGGCGCGCUGGUCAUUGCGGAUAACACCACGAUGGCGCGGGGUUUGUAUGGGGAGUAUCUGGCCUAUCUGCGGGAUCCGGCGAAUGGGUUCAAGACGACCGAGGCGCCGUAUCCGGGGGGGCUGCAGGUGUCGGUGUACUUGCCGGAGGCAUAG